Molecule: messenger RNA, 300 nt
Organism: Rangifer tarandus platyrhynchus (Svalbard reindeer)
Lineage: Eukaryota; Metazoa; Chordata; Mammalia; Artiodactyla; Cervidae
Source: the annotation of a GenBank genome assembly
AUGAGGAAAAGAGGUCUUCCUGGAAUCCAGGGAAAACAGAAAACUGAAGUUACAGAACUGAGUCUGCCCUUCCCUAAAAAGAGAGUCCUCCUCUCUCAAGUUGUCUCUCUUUUAAGGGCCGUGCUUUUCAGGACUUUGCUUUUUAAUCAGCUUUAUUCUAGUUUUCUCUCAUCUCUACUCAAUUAUUCUGCUUAUUUUUCCACAGGGCCUCAGAUGGGAGCCCUGGCCUUGAUCUUGCAUGGCCUCAGGCUGCAGUGCAAACAGUUCAUUGACUACAAUCCUCCGAGUCUUUCAGAGUGA